This is a messenger RNA of Aquila chrysaetos chrysaetos, 11481 nucleotides long. RefSeq names its product mannosidase beta (gene MANBA). The record is from RefSeq and is a predicted model, not a curated record. Lineage: Eukaryota; Metazoa; Chordata; Aves; Accipitriformes; Accipitridae. The transcript has 24 exons. Gene Ontology annotation, biological process: glycoprotein catabolic process; carbohydrate metabolic process. Gene Ontology annotation, molecular function: beta-mannosidase activity. Bases 2206 to 4641 code for a protein of 811 amino acids.
GCCAUGGGACAAGUACAGAUAGUGAGUCUAACCAGCAUAAGAGGUAGAAGUUUCUUGUCUAAAUGAAUCAUGACCCCAUUUCUGUUGUUGACUGUAUUAACUGAUCUUAAUGUUUUUACAGUUUGAGUUGUAUUUUGUGAGGAUCUCUCUUAAGUCUUGUUUACAUAAUGAUUUAUGUUUCCUGAGAAACCAUUCCAAAUUCAUUGAAAGCUGCACUUCAAGGUAUCAUCACACAAUCAUAAGCAAUUGAAUUAGAGCAGAGGUAAGUAGGUGGCUGUUACUUAAUUUAGCUAGGCUUUUUUUCACUCCUACUUCAUAUGUGCUGCACUUCACACUCAGAAUUACUGUUUCAGUGCAAAGGAUGUGAAUUUUCAUAGCCUUAACUUUUUUUUUAUAAAUCGUGAAGAAGUAAAAAUGGAUUCUGUUUGGAUUAGCCAUGAUACGAGAAAACUGAAGCUUUAAGAAAAUGCAGGUUACCCUGAAGCAUAUUUUUGUACAUAAUAUUCUUUCCAAUACUGAUAACAACUGAUGUAGAAAAAUAUUCCAACUUUUCAGAACAAAAACAUGAAAAGACAGGCUUGUGGAAAGCCACUGACCUUGAAACUUUUGGAUGUAAAACUAUUCCUUGAAACAGUUUGGUUUGGGUUUUUUUGUUUUUGUUUUUGUUUUUUAACAUGGCUGAUGUGGUAUCUUACUGGCCACACAUGCAUUAUGCUGUGCUUUACAGGAGAAGGGAAAAAAAAAAGAGGAAGGUGAAAAGAGAAGUUGCCAUUUGCUGCUUAACUGAAGUUAGAACAUCUCUGGUUCACAGGGCAGGAGACCUGAUGCAGAAAUAGGGUGUAGUUGGCCAAUCAGCCCUUCUAACCUUGUUUUCCUUCCCACAGCCACCCUGCAAUGUUUGUCUCUGCCCUUUAGAGACAUGAAGGUCUUCUUGCCUGUUGCUUGCUCAUAAACCUACCCUACUAGAUAGGGCUUCUGUUUGCUGCCUUGCCUGAUGUAAUAGGGAAUCUUUCAUGUAACUUAGCUAGGCAGUGCCAGGGGACUCUGAGGGCUUCUAAAUUAUGAACCAGUAUUUUAUGCAAUUGCUAGGGCAAGUAAUGCCUCUUGAGGUGCAAAGCAUGGAGAAAGGGGGAAGGGUUAACUCAGAAAAGAAUCUUUUUAUUCUAUGAAUUGCUGCAGUGGUUCUAGUUGGGAGGAGAGCUUGUAAAAAUACUGAAAAACCCAGGUUAAGAAACUUCCUUAAAUUCUUAGGUUAGGCGCAUAUAGGCGAAACAACUGCCGUGUGUUAGGAUUAGGAAUCUAGAGUGCAGAUGUGCGGGGACAAAGACUGAAGGGCAAGAGCUCAAUGUUGUCAGUCUCCCUGAAUUUUUAAAGAGAAGUUACCAUGUAGCAUAUGCUGACACAUACAUCAUGAAUAACUUAGGGUGUGGACAGUGGAGAGGGCAGCCAGCUGUACCUUCUAAGCCAGCUGCAGCUAACUGAUAAGCUCUUCUAGAAGAGUUGUGCUAGGAGGAAGUAGCAGUAAUCAUAGUUUGUGGUUACAAGAUUAUGGGUCAUUGCCGGGAAGCUGGAAGGAUAAACAGCGGAUCAGCAUCCUUGGUAUUAAGAGAACACAACAAAACAGAAGAAGUCUUGAAAAAUCUCCAAGUUCACAUUGCUACCAAGAUGUUCACUAAACAAUGAGUGACUCUUUCCAGUCAUACAGUGGCUUUCUCAUGUCAGUGUUAAGGUGUCCACUGUUAACUGUCAAAGCAGGAGAUGGCAGAAGGAAGUUUAGUUGUACCCUUCUGUCCUCCAAGUAAACCUUCAUGACUGUGACCAGGUAUGGAGGACUCCAAAGUGAAUAUUGAGGAAAAACUGUUACUUGUCAACUUACUAGGCAUAUUGAACUACUUCAUUAGACUAAAAUUGCCUAAAUUAUUUAUUUAAAUAGUUUUAAGUAUCUUCUUGGUGUGAUUGAAAUGCCUCAGGGCAUAGUUCCAGGCCAUUAAAACUCUAUUUGUCAGUAUGACCAUUGCUGAUAAACUGUAUUCAAAAAAUGCUGAAAGAACAUAAUAGAAUCUUUAUUGACAGACCCUUUCUUACAGGCUGCUGUUGCCUUUGUGCCUGUCUGCAGUCCUAGUGGUGAGAAAGCAGAGCUCUUCCAUGGAACUGUGACACUUGUAGCAGUUGUCAAAGGAUCCAUACUAUAGAUUUAAUGAUGUGAUGUACAGAUGGAUCUCACUGGAUAACUGGACUUACAGCAGGACAUUCAAAACUCCUUUUGACAUCAGAAAGUGGCAGAAAGUGAAUUUGGUUUUUGAGGGAGUAGAUACAGUAGCACAGAUCCUGAUCAACAAUAUCACUCUUGGGAGAACAGACAACAUGUUCAACAGAUAUAGCUUUGAUAUUACCAGCGUGAUCAAGGAGGUCAAUUUUGUUGAAGUCCGUUUCUUAUCAGCUGUUUCGUAUGCAGCAGAGCAGAGCAGAUGUCACAAAGCAUACAGCAUCCCCCCGGCGUGCCCUCCACCUGUGCAGAAAGGAGAGUGCCACGCUAAUUUCAUCAGAAAGGAGCAGUGUUCAUUUAGUUGGGACUGGGGCCCUUCUUUUCCCACUCAAGGAAUCUGGAAAGAUGUUAGGAUUGAGGCCUAUAACCAUUAUCACCUGAUUUACUUUUCUUUGACUCCUUUCUUUGUAAAGAGUGCUCAGCAGUGGAGUCUUGAAAUUGAGUCUAUUUUUGAUGUAGUCAGCUCCAAACCAAUUGCAGGUCUUGUGACUGUGAACAUUCCUAAAUUGCAAACACAGCAAACAUUCAGUGUGAAGCUUCAACCUGGAGAAGGCAGCAUUGUGCUGCUUGUAAACAUCAACAAGAGUUCUGCAGUGGAGGCUUGGUGGCCAAAUGGACAUGGAAAGCAAACUGGAUAUAACAUGACAACAACUUUCAUCAUGGAGGCAGGAUACCAGAUUGAGAAAUUUUCAAAGGCCUAUUUUCGGACAGUAGAACUUGUUCAGGAACCUAUUCCUGGCUCACCAGGUCUGAGUUUCUACUUCAAAAUCAAUGGCCGACCCAUUUUCAUUAAGGGCUCAAACUGGAUUCCAGCAGAUUCUUUCCAGGACAGAGUGACCUAUGACACAUUAUGGCUACUCUUGAAGUCUGCAGCAGAUGCUAACAUGAAUGCUCUUCGGGUUUGGGGAGGAGGAGUAUAUGAACAAGAUGAAUUUUACAAUAUUUGCGAUGAAAUAGGAAUAAUGAUUUGGCAGGACUUUAUGUUUGCAUGUGCGCUAUAUCCAACUGACCAGAAUUAUUUAGAAUCCGUUAGAGCAGAAGUUUCUCAUCAGGUAAGGCGUUUAAAAUCCCAUCCAUCAAUUAUUCUAUGGAGCGGUAACAAUGAAAACGAAGCAGCAAUUGCAAGCAACUGGUUCUCCAUACCUUAUGCUGACAGAGAAGUCUAUAUCAAAGACUACGUGUUGCUUUAUGUGAAGAAUAUCCGAGAAAUAGUUCUUACUGAAGAUAAGAGUCGUCCUUUUAUUGCAUCCAGUCCCACCAAUGGCUUGGAGUCAGUUAAAGAAGGUUGGCUCUCCCAGAAUCCUUAUGAUACCCAUUAUGGUGACACUCACUUUUAUGACUACAGCAAUGACUGCUGGAACUGGACAGUGUAUCCUAAAACUCGUUUUGCUUCAGAAUAUGGAUUUCAAUCCUGGCCUUCCUUCAGUACAAUCGAAAAGGUUUCCUCCACUGAGGACUGGUCCUACACAAGCAAUUUUUCUCUCCAUCGACAACACCAUGAAAAUGGCAAUGAUCAGAUGCUUCAACAGAUUGGUCAUCAUUUCAAGCUUCCCCAGAGCACAGAUCCCAUAAAGAAGUUCAAAGAUACGAUUUACCUCACUCAGGUGAUGCAGGCUCAGUGUAUAAAGACAGAAACUGAAUUCUAUCGUUUUAGUCAAAGUGAAAUAAUCAAGGGAGAGGGACACACAAUGGGAGCUCUGUACUGGCAACUCAAUGACAUUUGGCAAGCACCUUCGUGGGCUUCCUUGGAAUAUGGUGGCAAGUGGAAACUGCUCCAUUAUUUUGCCCAGAACUUCUUUGCACCACUGCUGCCUGUGGCCUAUGAAGACAAAGGUGUGUUGUACGUUUAUGGUGUCUCAGAUCUUCACGCGGACCGCAAGCUGACUUUGAGGGUCAUUGUACACGCCUGGAGUUCUUUGGAGCCAGUAUGCACCCUUGCCAAAGACGGUGUGACUGUUAAAGCACAAAGUGCUGUCCUCAUCUACAAGGAGUCCAUAAAUAACUUGCUGGAAAGAUGCAGAAACUGUACCAGGAAAAGCUGUGUUAUUACUUUUUGUCUUGUGGGAGAAGGUGGGCUCCAGAGUCCUACAAACCAUCACUUCCUUUCAUCUCUAAAGGAUGCUGUAGGAUUAGAAAAGACCCAUCUUAGUGCCUCUGUAUCCCAACGAGAUGACGUUUAUAUAUUUGUUCUUCAGACCACUGCAAUUGCUCCUUUCGUUUCUCUGGAUGUAGGGCGUAUAAAAGGCAGAUUUAGUGAUAACGGUUUCCUCAUGACCGAAAAGAAGAAAGUGGUUGUGUUUUAUCCUUGGGAACCUACCAGUGUUGAAGAACUGGAAGAGUCACUAACCUUGACCUCUCUGGUGGACGUUGUCUGAGGAUACUCCAUUUUCUUCUAGAUAAGGAGUGAAACAGGAGGAGGAAAAAAACUAGAAGAACUUGACUAAAGUUGAAGUGAUGUACAAUUUUUGCUGACUGGAGAACAUACUGUCUAUUCCUGUCUUGUGUGAAUUUUAACUGCUGGUUGAAUGUAAAGAUACCAAAAGAAAAGCUUGCAUAUAGUAUAUGUGGUGUAUUGAAAGUAAGGCUUUCUCAGGUAAUGGGAAAUAUAUAUCCCACGUAUAAAAUGGGAGGGGUGAGUCGGUGCAAGAGAGCUAGUCUGAGUUCUCCAAUUCACAUGAGAUUGGAGUUGUGAAUUCAUCCGAACUAAGAGGCAACAUAAAUAUGCACCUCCAGACUAUGGUUGUAAAAAUGCAUAUUCUUCCAGUUUCACUAUGCUGUAAGUGGAAAUUCAUGUUAGGAUAACAGCAAGGUAUGCUGGGAGCAAGGGGAAAGGGCAGGAAGUGAAGCUGGGACCUCCUCCACAGGUAUGCCCCCACUUGGAGUGGUUUGAUCUUAUCUGCACCCAAAUCAGAAGAGCACUACCCUUUCAGAUUUAUGGCUGUCACUCCAUCAGGUGUCCUGCCUGCCUCCUGCAAGGUAGGCUUCCAAACAGACAUGAAACCUGGGCUGUCUAGUCAGAGAUCAGGCAGGUCUGUUCCCCCUUCUGAAAGGGGAAUUGAGUACGAGACUUGUUUUCUUCUCUCUUUUCAUGCAACAUGAGCAAUAACCUUGAGAGCUCUGCAUCUAGCUUUGACUAUUCUGAGGGUGGUGCAGUCACAAACCUUUUGCUGCUGUGUGGGAUCCUGCAUAAUGUGGCAUAGUACGAGAUAUGGCUGGCUGUGGGAAAAGGAACAGGGAGAAGAGUUGACCAAAGGUGCAAAGAGAAAGGAGGUGGUACAGAGAAGAAAUGGUCAUGUGAGAGGACCGCAGAGUUACAAGUGACUGUUUUUUUCUCUAGUAAAUGCAUAGGGUGGGGGCUGCUGUUCUCACUCAGACAUUGCUGCACACCCAUUGUUACCCCCUGGCAUUCCUCAUGAGCGGCCCCAUGCUCCACACUGAUCCUUCUCUCUUUUUAGCAAAGGAAAACCUCAACAUCUUAAUUUUGCUUCUUUGUGCAUGGGUUCCCUGUAGAAGACAUUGUUGACUCCUGAUUAGAUCUGGUGGCACAUUGAACUCCUUAGUCCGUAAAAAGCAUUGGUGUUUUGCCUUCUAUUCUGUUUCUGAGUAAGUUGUUUUUAAAAUGUUGAGGUUUCCCAUAGAAAAGUCAUCUCGCUUUGGCAUUUGAUACAAAGAAAAUAAGUUUGCUUCAGCAUGGGGGGGCUGCUGUAGCCUGUGGAGCUGAAAGCCUUAGGGUUUGGCUGCCAGGAAUCCAGGCCACGGAGCCAUGCCACGGGCAGGUUGCUAAACAUUGGGCUUGUCUGUCAGAUGUGGUUUGAAAGCAGCUGGGAUCUUGCUGGGGUUCCACAGUGAUCUUCUCACAGUUCAAGCAAUUACUAAUUUUCUUGCAAAGCACCUAGCAGAAUCAGCACUUUACAAUAGAAGGUGUUUGAACGAGCUCUACUGGUGAUGUCUGUCUUUGUCGUAAAAGCACCACAUGUGUGAUGCUUGCUGGUGGUCCUGGGGGUCUGGAGCAUGUGUGGGGAGUGGCUGCAUGUUCCAUGGGUCAGUUAGAGAACUUGGAACUGGGGGUUGUUUUCUUUCAGUGAUCACAGUUUUAAUGGGCAAAGAGAUGAGCACAUUGACAUGCUUGGUGAUCUCUGGUGCUUUUUUAAUUGGGCAUUAACCAAAACUGACAUAAUCCUGAGCAAGAGGAGAAACUUAAAGAUGAAAUGAAAACGAUAAAUGGAAGUUGCUUACAAAUGCUAUAUUAGGUCACCAAAACAACUAACUGCAGUUGCGUAGGAGGGCUUUUCUGAUUCAAAACUUGUCCUAGUUGAAAGAAAACAUGAAAGCAAUCAAAAUAUGUAUGUGUAUGUGCCAAUGUUUAUAGGUUAUGGAAAAUAAAUAGGGUACAUUAUAGUCAUGAAUAAAACUUAACAGUUAGAAAAUGCAGAUAUUGAUAAAGGAAUUCAAAAGUUAUCUGAGAGGCAUCCUGGGCCAACAAUACAAGAAAAAUCCUUCAGUUUUUUUAGUGUCCUGGAAUCAAAGUGGAAUCAAAGCAGCAGUAGAGUCAAUCUAAGGGAAGGAUGAAAAAAUGUGAAGAAAAUAUGAAAUAAAUAUGAUUAAUAAAUAUUGCUGCAGUGUAUUAGGAAAAGUGCAGGUCUCUUACAUUGAUACAGAAAUGUCUCUUCCAGCAACAUCUAGAUAAAAUUUCAAAAUGGCACUUAAUAGUGUUAAAUAAAUAAAUAAAACUUUGACAGAAUUACUUGUUUCAAAGACAAUCAAGAGGACUAUCUGAAGGUCGAUGAUAUUUAUUCUUAGUGCAUCUCAGAAUAUGAGUGAAGUUUCAGAGACGUAGAAAAGAGCUUUUGGAUUGCUAGAAGCCAUAAACCAUGAAUUUGGAUAACUGUAACCUUGUUUACCCUGGUAUGAAUUUUAGGCAAAAUCAUGAAUAAAAUGAUGUGGUACAUGAUCAAUAAUUGAUGAAGUGGCUAUGCAACUAAUGCCUAUCAAUCAGCACUGUUAUGCAGAAGAGCAUUCUUUUAUAAAUUUUGGUUUUUUGCUGUUGCUUUCUGCAGUUACCAAAUUGGCAUAAAAAGGUUCAGACAAUUAUUGUUAUUUUUGAAGGUCAGAAGCUCCCUAAAGAGUGGGUCCAUUCUUUCACACUGGAAAGCUUUAAUUCAGCACUAGGUGCUGUUAUGAAAAAUUAGCAAUUGCUUAAGCCAAAUGCUUGAGCUCAAAACAGAAUUUAAUGGGGGAGGUUCACUUCCAUUAUUGUCUUAAUUUCCUUAAUAUGUUCUUUUGGUUUCCUGGUGUUGUAGUAGGUAUGUAUUUAUAGAUGCUAUUUUCUUCUGUCCCCCAUGCAGCAGCGGCUGUAACAUGUACCUUGGUUAACCAUUUCCCCUUGGUACUUUUGCUGUUGCAUACUAUGCUAUACUUGGUUACGUUGUUCUGCCUUUGUCUCGGAUCAGGGCAAAGAUAGGAAUGCAACAGUGAAGAGAUCUUCGGAGUUAUCCAUCACUCCUGUCGACACACCUAUCUGUAGCCAUCUGAGUGUUGUUGCAGCUACUUGGCAGCACCUGUAUUGCCAGUUGUAUCUGACAGGCUGGGGAUCAGCAGCAGGAGCAUUAGGAAGAGCAUUUGCUGUAUGAAUCUUUUGAAGCCAGCAAAUAUUCAGACCAUGCCUUUGGCAGUUACUCCAGAACUGCUCUACUGUAAGAGACGAUUGUGUGCUCCAGAAGGGCCGAAAGCUGUGGAUGGUGGGGAGAAAAAAAAGAAAGACCAAAGCCUCUGGUGUUAAACAGACUGAAACCGAGAUGCUGCAAGGAAAGAAGCUGCCAGACUGCCAUUUAAAGCACUUGAAUACACAGGGCCUAGGGGAGAUGGCCUGCUGUUCAUUGCAUGAUCACUAACCUGAUGAAUAGCUAUUAUGCAGCAUUCGGUCAUGAAAUGCUUAAGGAAAUAGAGACCCAGGUGUCUUCUGGUGGUUUAAAAGAAGAGCUGGUCAGAAAUAAGGCUAAAAGGUGUGAAUCAGCAGCCAGGACACCCUGGUGACCUGCAGGAUUGUAGAAACCUCAUAAAAGUUUCUGCCAGCCCCAGCUGGAAAUUCUGUGGCAGCAGAAGGUGCAUUUAACUCGCACAGCAGCUCUGCUAGGGCUCAAAAAGCUCCUCCACCCACAGAAUGAGAACCUUUGCUUGUUUCUGUUACAGCUGGAAUGCAAAGAGAACACUGGACAGGAGUGACACCCAGGUUACUGAAGACUGAGCUGAGCCAAGAACACCACUGUCAAUCUCCACCUUUGUGCCAAGAAAACUGGAUACAAGGGAAUGACAAUGGUUUAUUUCUGAGCCAAAUAAAUACUUGAACAAUUUUCAUCUAGUAAGUGAGCCUGAAAUACAAAGAAGUCAGCAGCAGCUAUCUUCUAUGCAAGAUCCACAAAAGGAGAGCCUGACUGCAAGAGAACAGUAUCUGAGUUGAAGGCCUAGCAAAUGUCUAUGAUGAGAAAAGUCGUGCUGCAGUAAAAUAUUUCUGAAAGAGGUAUGCAGCUCAGGCAUUGCGUGUAAGAAACUAUGCAACCUAUCAGCAGUCCAAGGCCAGGGGCGGGGCAGGUACUGAAAAAAAACAUCUGAAGUAAAGCUCUUGAGGUUUCGCUGUCAAUUUUACCUGUCUCUCCAUUUGUAAAGGUGGGUGGUGAUGAUGACGGAAGAGCUUUUGCGGUAUUGUCCUCCAGGUGAGGUGGGCUUUGUGAGAUGGCUAGUGCUUUCUGUAUGAUUUCAAUGGCUUCUGUGUGAUCCAUCUGUCUCAAAGCAGCAAUCAACUCUUGAACUGUACCACCAGAAACCUAAGAGAGAAGACACCAGAUACUCACCAUCAUCCAGGCUGGCUAAAACGGACGGGCUGCACUGUCUCACCAUGCAGGAGGACAACGUUCUCUCUGUUUGAGUGUUCUUUGUAACUUGUUACAGCCACAUUACCUCAUAGUUAUCUAGCAGAGUUUUCGAUGGGGAAGGGCUCAGCCUGAAGGCAUUAUUAAGUAUGCCAAGACCCAGUUUUUGUGCUAGAGUGGACCAGUUUUUCUUUGGAUCGGGCAAUUCCAAUAGUUUGUAAAGCUGCAUCUUGGAACUUUCAUUCAGCUCUCUCAAAUGUCCUGGGAACAGAGAAAUAUGUUAGUUUAUUAUUUAUACAAAUCACGCACCAGUUUGUUUCUAAGCAGAAACAAAGCCAAAUUAAAGAGUAUUUUAGUGUCCAUCAAUCCCAGUGUUUACUAAUGUAUUGCUGUAACAUUGAAAAUAUACUCCUUUGUGUCCUUGUGACCUACCCUUAAUAGAAUCAUGCUCAUUCUAUGAAUGAGUAGGUGGGAGGUUACCUCUUCUGCCUCCCCAUUUCAGUUACAAGCUAUUGCAGGGCAACGUCUUCUGCAAGUACACGUUUAGUACUCAAUCACUAGAGGGAUAUCGUCAAGUCGUCUUUAUAGAUGUUACCUUGUGUCAGUAAGUCCUCUGAAACCGCUGCUGACUCGUACGGUUUGCCGUUUAAUAUGUCAUACACCUAAGAGAAUACAUUGAAGUCAGUAUUUAUUUAGCAGAAACCUGGUUAGUGUCCAUUAUCUUGACAAUUCUCAGUAGUAUUGUGUAAAGCCCUAAUGCCAUCUGUAAAUUUCUUCUGUCCCAGGAUCAGUAUGACAAAAGAUACUGUAGAAGACCUGUGCAAAGCUUGAGGGAGAAAUCUUGAGAAGCUGAUCUCCCUUGCCCUUUAGCUAUGUCAUCUGGCAACUAUUUUCAAGAUACAGAGGAAGUCUUUGCACCUUCUAACCUGAAUCGUCACUGUGAAAGAAAACUCUGCAGUAAAUAUCUAUUUUCAUACCUGCUGCUUUGAGAACUGCUGCCAAUUUUGUAGAGCCCCUUCCAGCUGCUAUGUGAAGAGGAGUUGUCCCAUCAUAUGUAGUGCUGUCCACAUCUGCAUCACCCUAAGUUUUUAUUGAAUGACAAAAAGAAAAGUGCUACUCGUCUAUACAAUACAGCUGCAGAAACUCAUGUCUGCAUAAACAUCGCUACUGUGCAAAUAAGCACCAUUCCACGCCUGUUUGGGUAAAAACUCUAACCAUUGUCUGAAAAGAAGGAAUGAGAAAGUAACUACAACCGUCUGCACGCACGAACAGAUGGUGGUUGUGUGCUCCAGUAUUACAGCAGGAGGCACAGCAUAUGAACCCAAAUAGGUCAGGUAGAUAAAAGCCACUUUGCAUCCCAUGUAGUAGCUCUGCCAUCCGAUUACCCGCAGCAUUUGGCGCCUGAACUGCUGUGCACAGAAAUCUGCUUUCCUGCUGCUCUUCAGGAGAGCAGGUAGGCUGGUGGCACAUUCGUACACAGGUACCGAGGAAAGCUACUGCAGCCAGCUCUGGGUAUGCAGAAUUAAGCACGCUAGGAUCAAGGUGUUAAAAAGAUGAGACAAAUAUUUAUACACAACCAUCUCUCCAUGCACAUCUGUAUACACAUUCCACUUCACACAGAUGAAAUGAUUGACUUGUUCAAGAGUAGUUUCACUGGCUGCCGGGAUUACUUGGUGCAAAUUAAACACGGCAUAUGUGGUCAGGCCAGGGUCACAAACUAUUUAAUUCCUCAACUUGGGCAAUAGAUGCGCCAGCACUGCUAAACAAGUAAUAAUGAGUAACAUUAGCAAUAAUUUUGCCAUUUUACCAAUUUAAGCAAACGAGUCAAUAGACAGGAAAAAACCCUUACUUCUGUUCCUCUGAAGCACUUAAGGAUUUCCAAGAGGUUUUAAAUAUGUAAGUGAAAAGACCUGAGAGAAAGAAAUUCUGCCCUUACCUCAAGCAAAAGGCAGCCCGCCAAAGGGAUGUUCUCUUGUUCAACAGCUAAAUGCAAUGCAGUUCGUCCAGAUUUUUGUUCCUGAGCAUUGACGUUAACUCCAGCAGCAAUCAGCUGUUUGAGGCAGGACAUGCUAUUUGCCAUCACCACCAUGUGAAUUGCACUGAGACCUACACAAAACAAAAGCCAUCCAUCACUUGCAUUAAUAUUUGAAAAAUACAGAAAUUUCAGCGUAAUGAGUUUUGAAGUGGCCGCAUCUAUGAGAAUUGUAAAAUGAGUGAGAGUUACUGUAGUUAUCUGAGCAGAAGUGACUUAUUUUGCCUGCUUAUACACUAAAAGAUAGUUAAUAAAAAUGUUCUUUGUGCAUAAAUUGGAAUUAGUUGUGUUAUUGAUGGCAAGUCAAAGCCAUGCAU